UGGUAUCAUUUAUCAAAGCGAUAAGAAUGUUGACAACAAGGGUAUCAGUGCUGAACAUCUGAAAUCGUUGGAUCUACUGUAAAAAUGUAAAGUAGGCGAAAAUCCAACAGUAAAAAUAGUAGAGGUUCUACUGACAAUUGUUUAUCGCGCUUUGUUGGUUUUGGACGUCAGUUCUCAAACGUAAGCGAAAUGACUCUGAAAGCGGUGAUCCUCAUCGGCGGCCCUUUGAAAGGAACCCGUUUUCGACCAUUAUCUUUAGAUGUAGCUAAACCGCUUUUUCCUGUUGCUGGUCUCCCGAUGAUCCAACACCAUAUCGAAGCAUGCGUGACAGUUCCAGAUCUCAAGGAAAUAAUUAUCCUUGGCUAUUAUCCAGCUAGCGAAUUGUCAGCCUUUAUUUCUGAAAUGGCUCAAAAAUACAAUAAAUCAAUUAGAUACCUUCAGGAAUUUACUUCACUAGGAACGGCAGGUGGAAUGUAUCACUUCCGGGAUCAAAUUAGAUACGGAAACCCUGAUGGAUUUUUUGUCCUCAACGGUGAUGUCUGUGCAGAUUUUCCAUUAGUUGAAAUACUAAAGUUUCACAAUAGCAAAGGCAACGCUCUAAUUACAAUAAUGGCGACUGAAACGAAUAAACAGCAGGCGUUGAAUUAUGGCUGUAUCGCAAAGCACCCCAAUCUCGAUUACAUGACCCAUUAUGUUGAAAAACCUUCAACAUUUGUUUCCCAUUUUAUAAACUGCGGUGUGUAUUUUUGCUCAAUAGAACUCUUUGAUACAUUAGCUUUGGCUUUCAAGGAGAAAAAUAAAAACAUCAACUAUGAUGGAUCGGGAGAUUUUCACAAAGACUCGGGUGCAAUGCAAUUGGAGCAAGACGUUCUGACUCCCCUGGCGGGCUCAGGGAGAGCGUAUGUCUUCACGACGACAAAAUGGUGGUCUCAGUUGAAAACUGCCGGUGCUGCCAUUUAUGCGAACAGGCAUUACUUACAGCUAUAUAGGCACACUCAUCCAGAAAGGUUAUGUACAAACAACAAAAAUAUAAUUGGAGAUGUUUACAUUCAUCCGACUGCCAUUUUGGAUCCAACAGCCUGUAUUGGUCCAAAUGUAAGUAUCGGCGCAGGGGCUGUAAUUGGGCCAGGUGUAAGAGUAAAAGACGCCUUGGUGCUUGACAGCGCUUGUAUUGGUAGUCACACUCUAGUGACUCACUCGAUUGUUGGGCGUCAAGUGAAGAUAGGCAGUUGGGCCAGGGUUGAAGGGACUCCUUGUGAUCCAAACCCCAACAAGCCAUUUGCAAAAAUGGACAACCUUCCGCUUUUCAACAAAGACGGACGUCUUAAUCCUUCGAUUACAAUUUUAGGUUGUAGUGUGAAAGUGCCAUCUGAAAUUAUACUUCUUAAUUCAAUCGUCUUGCCUUACAAAGAAUUGACAAGAAGCUUCAAACAUGAAAUUAUUUUAUAAACUCUUGCCAGUGAAGUUAUUUUGUAACCAAAUAUCCAAUAAUUCAUAUGGAAAAAGUUUUAUCUUUUAAUUAAAAAAAAUUAAAUAAA
Messenger RNA from Cimex lectularius (bed bug), 1538 nucleotides. It is a transcript of the gene Gmppa, whose product is annotated as mannose-1-phosphate guanyltransferase alpha-A. The record is from RefSeq and is a predicted model, not a curated record. Gene Ontology annotation, biological process: biosynthetic process. NCBI's taxonomy places the organism in Eukaryota, Metazoa, Arthropoda, Insecta, Hemiptera, Cimicidae. The transcript is spliced from 9 exons. Gene Ontology annotation, cellular component: cytoplasm. Bases 190 to 1449 code for a protein of 419 amino acids.